UCAUGAGCAAGAUGCACUGAAACUGAUGUCCACUUAUCUACCAAAAGAUGGCAGUGGAGGGAGUGCUUACCAGGAGGGAGGAGGCUUGUUUGCGCUGGGCUUGAUUCAUGCUAACCAUGGUGGCAAGAUUAUUGAGUAUCUUUUACAGCAACUGAAGAAUGCAACAACAGAUAUGGUGAGGCAUGGAGGCUGCCUUGGACUUGGACUGGCAGCCAUGGGCUCUGCAAGACAAGAUGUCUAUGAGCAGUUGAAAACACAGCUUUGGGAGGAUGAUGCCGUGACAGGCGAAGCUUGUGGUCUUGCCAUGGGUCUUGUGAUGCUUGGAUCAAAAUCUGCCACAGCUAUCGAGGAGAUGGUUGGGGUACGUUCGUUUCUAUGUUUUAUUAUGCAGGUGAUGUACGCACGAAUGGAAGAAGCCGAUGCGCUCAUUGAAAGCUUGAUGCAAGACAAGGAUCCUAACUUGAGGCAAAGUGGCAUGUAUACAGUAGCCAUGGCCUAUUGUGGCACUGGAAACAACAAGGCCAUCAAAAGACUCCUUCAUGUCGCUGUUAGCGAUGUCAGUGAUGACGUAAGAAGAGCUGCCGUGACGUCACUUGGUUUUCUCCUUUUUCGAACUCCUGAGCAGUGUCCAAGUGUGGUGUCCCUGUUGUCAGAGAGUUAUAACCCUCACGUGAGAUACGGAGCAGCCAUGGCCCUGGGUAUUGCCUGCGCAGGCACUGGAUUAAAGGAGGCGAUUGCUCUUUUGGAACCCAUGACAAAUGACCCUGUGAACUAUGUGCGGCAGGGUGCUUUAAUCGCCAGCUCCCUGGUUCUCAUCCAGCAGACGGAACUUGCGUGUCCGAAGGUAAUGAAAUUCCGCGAGAUCUUCGCAAAGGUGAUCAGUGACAAGCAUGAAGAUGUCAUUGCUAAAUUCGGCGCUACCCUAGCUCAGGGAAUCCUUGAUGCCGGUGGACGGAACGUGACCAUCUCGCUCGAGUCUCGCGCGGGUCACACGCACAUGGCAACAGUUGUAGGACUGUUUGUAUUUACACACGUGUGGUACUGGUUCCCACUCUCACACUUCUUGUCCUUGGCUUUUACUCCCUCGUGUAUCAUUGGACUUAAUUCCGAUUUGAAGAUGCCCAAAAUGCAGUUCAGAUCCAACGUGAAGCCAUCAAUGUACGCCUACCCUGAACCUCUGAAGCCUCCUAAGAAAGAAGAGAAGGAAAAGGUCACUACAGCAGUUCUGUCCAUCACAGCUAAGGCGAAGGCCAGAGCAAAGAAAUCCGAGGCAUCCGAUGACAAGAUGGAAGUGGAUCAGGAAGCAGACAAAGGAAAAGCUUCAUCAGCUAAAAAGGAGAAAGAAGGCGAGAAAGACAAGUCCGAGGAAGAAUCAACUGUUGAAAAGAGUGAAAAGGAAAGUAGCGAGAAAAUGGAAGAAGACGAACCUGACUUUGAAUUGUUAGAGAAUCCGGCAAGAGUUCUACCCGCACAGCUCAAGGUUAUCUCCCUACCAGAAGACAGCCGAUACAGGCCUCUAAAACCGGUUAACAUCGGAGGAAUUGUGAUGAUGACUGACUCCAAAUCUGAUGAGCCCGAGGACUUGAUCGAACCUCUUCCUGCUUCCUCGCCCAUGGGUAUUGGCACUGAAGAAGAGGAAGACGAACCUGAACCUCCAGAACCGUUUGAGUACGUCGACGAAGAUUGAACAAAAUUUCUGCCUCAGAUUGUGUCGGUUAUUUCAUACCAUAAAAACAAUUUUGAUAAAUGUAACAAAAGAAAGGAAAAAGACAAAAACGAACUUGAGAGUACUUCUCAAAGUUUGAAAGGUCGCACUCUUGGCUUUGAGUGUCUUUCGAGUGUUAAAGAAACAGUGUACAGUUUAAUAAACGUAACAUCUGAAG
This is a messenger RNA of Pocillopora damicornis (cauliflower coral), 1883 nucleotides long. Its product is annotated as 26S proteasome non-ATPase regulatory subunit 1. Gene Ontology annotation, biological process: regulation of protein catabolic process; proteasome-mediated ubiquitin-dependent protein catabolic process. The record is from RefSeq and is a predicted model, not a curated record. Gene Ontology annotation, molecular function: enzyme regulator activity. Gene Ontology annotation, cellular component: proteasome regulatory particle, base subcomplex; nucleus; proteasome complex. NCBI's taxonomy places the organism in Eukaryota, Metazoa, Cnidaria, Anthozoa, Scleractinia, Pocilloporidae.